AUGAAUAAUUCAUGGGGGGCAUGCAACUACUCUGGCAGUGCAUAUAACAGCCCUGGGAGAUCGUCCAUGUUAAGUACAAGUUCUCAUAAUUACAGUAAUAAUUAUAAUAACUCGAAUGGACAAAAUGAAACGAUAAAAUUAAUAUUAGAAAGUUGCAUACAGGAAUGGUUCCCUUUUUUAAGAGAUGAAGAUGAUGACGAAGAUAAGAAGAUGAAGAAAGAAAAUAAUUCACGUAAAACUAAGGAAAAUAGUUUAAAUAAUGAAAUAAUAAAGCUGAAAAAAUACUAUAAGGGAGUAAAAUCAUCGAAAUUUCCUUUAAAAAAAUUAUACAAAACAGAUAGAAAUCUGUCCAAUCUUAAUGAUGAAAAUGAUGGUGAAAAUAUUUUUUACAAUAGCAGUAAUAUAUAUAUGAAUAUUUUAAAUGAAAGUGAUGUUAUGAGAAGUGGAGAUGAAGCCAUUUUAAACAAAAUGAAAAAUACUAAAAUAGAAAUGGGGGAGCAGAUAGAUUUACAAGAAGUAUAUGAACAGAAUUUUUGUAAAAGGGAGAACGUUGAUCAGGAGAGCGAUGUGAAUGAAAGGGGUGCAAGUGCAAAAGGUGCAAGCGAAAUCGAUGCAAACGAAAACACGUCCUUUUACGAUUGCCUAGUGGAAGAGGAUGACGCAAUUGGGUGUAAAGAUAACACAAAUUCCUAUAUAAAAAUGAAUUACAAAGAAAAGGCUGAAAAAGGAGGGAUAAAAAAAAUGGCAUUUGGAAAGACUACCAAUGAAAUGGAGGAAGAGAAAAAAAACUUGGACUUCGAAAAAUGUAAAAAGGAAAUGAACGAAGUAAGAGACAAUAUCGAAAGAGAAGAAAUAGAACUGAAUGAGAAAAAGAAUUAUGAGUUGAAACAACAAAUGAUGAUGUUUCAAAGAAAGGAAGAUGGCACAAAUGAGAAACGCGGACUCGAUAUAGGAGAUAUAGAUCUUUGCCAGGAUGAUGGAGAUUAUAACUAUAUGAGCUCACUGAAUAGUUCGAAAAUCAGAAAAUAUAAAGAAAGAGAAAUCAAUACUGGUAAUGUGUACACAAGUCCAAUUGGCUCUGAAAAAUGCACACAGAAUAAAUAUACUCUUAGAGGAAAAAGUGAGUCUACAUAUGGAUUAAAGGAGGAUAUGAACCAGUUCAAAUUUAAGGAAAAUUCGAGAAACGUAAAAAUUUCGAGCAGCUUUAAUUGUACAAAUAGUGUGAACAUUCUGAAUAGUUUGAACAACUUGAAUGUUUCAAGCUAUGCGGACAAACCUAAGUGUGACAGUCAAAUGAACAAGGAAAAGAAUCAGCAUAACGAUUGCAACAUUAGGAGCAUACAGUCCAUUAUUCAAGAUAUAAAAAACGAAGAAGCAAAAGAAAAAAAUAUUACUAUGGAUUCGUAUGGAAAUAUUUAUUUAAAUAUUUGUAUGAAAAUUUUAAAAAAAGAUAUUGAUUAUUUCAUAGAACCAAGACAACUAAAAAAUGAAGAACUGUUAAUGGAAAAAAAAAAAAUAAAAGAAAUUUUAAAACUUUAUGAUAAGUUAUUUUAUAAUCAUUUUAAGUUUAUUCCAAAUAAAUUUUACAAAGAAACAUUAAGACCUAUAUAUUCUUAUUAUCAAAACUUGAAAUGCUCAAUUGUAGGGGAUGUUGUUGUUUCGAAUAACUCUUUUGAUGUAAGGCCGAGAAAAGCUUGUUCGUUAAACAAGGAUUACAAAACGCAGAGAAGUGCUAGCUGUAUAUCGCAGAUUGACAUGAACUUGAGUGAGAGAAAAUUGUGCGGUUCAACGGAGUACACAAAUUUGGGGAGUUUCUCAAAUUUAAUAAAUGAUAUGAGCAUUAAAAAAAUACUACUAGACGUAGAUGAAAACAAAGAUAUCAGUCACUUAGAAAAAAAGUACAAAUUUAUAUAUACUGAUUUGGUAAAGCUAAAAAGUUUGUUAGUGAAAAAACGUUACUACAAAAACAUCUUAUUUGACUAUCAAAAAAAUUUCGUUCAGAUGAAUAACAGAUUCGUUAAAACGUAUAGGGACAUAUACCCCGUUGAGAAGGAAUAUAAAAUAUAUACGGAAAUAAAGAAAGACACUGUAGAAAUGAUUAACGGCAUUAAUGCAAAUUAUAAAAAGUAUUAUUUGAAUAAUUGA
This is a messenger RNA of Plasmodium malariae, 2145 nucleotides long. RefSeq names its product conserved Plasmodium protein, unknown function. The coding region runs from base 1 to 2145 and encodes 714 amino acids. The record is from RefSeq and is a predicted model, not a curated record. Lineage: Eukaryota; Apicomplexa; Aconoidasida; Haemosporida; Plasmodiidae. The transcript is spliced from 2 exons.